Molecule: messenger RNA, 2163 nt
Organism: Plectropomus leopardus (leopard coralgrouper)
Lineage: Eukaryota; Metazoa; Chordata; Actinopteri; Perciformes; Serranidae
Gene: pheta1
Product: PH domain containing endocytic trafficking adaptor 1
Biological process (GO): endosome organization; receptor recycling; retrograde transport, endosome to Golgi
Cellular component (GO): early endosome; recycling endosome; trans-Golgi network
Source: RefSeq, a predicted model, not a curated record
AAGAAGAAGGAAAGAAAGAAGGAAGAGAGAUAAAAAAUAAACAACUGGGAGAUUAUCUGACUGACAGGAGGAGGCGUCUUCAUCUACAGGUAAUAAAUAGCCUUCAUUUGGAAAAAAGAGAAAAAGAUCGAGACCUUUUGGGGGGAUGUUAUAAGCUCCAGAUGUGAUGGGAGGACACUGGUGGAUGUCAUCUGGAUAUGAGAUAAACACGUAAACAAAUAAUCUACCGAGGAAACGGAGGAGGGGGUGAAAAUGAAGCUCAAUGAACGCAGCGUGGCGCACUACGCCACCUGUGACUCACCGCCAGACAAGACAGGCUUUCUGUUCAAAAAGGGCGAGCGCAACACAGCGUAUCACCGGCGCUGGUUUGUUCUGAAGGGUAACAUGCUCUUCUACUUUGAGGAGCGUGACAGCCGGGAGCCCAUCGGCGUUAUCGUCCUCGAAGGAUGCACUGUGGAGCUGUGCGAGUCGGCCGAGGAGUUCGCCUUCGCCAUUAAGUUUGACUGUGCCAAAGCACGAGUGUACAAGAUGGCUGCUGAGAACCAAGCAGCCAUGGAGUCCUGGGUGAAAGCGUUGUCGAGGGCCAGCUUUGACUACAUGAGGCUGGUGGUGAAGGAGCUGGAGAGGCAGCUGGAGGAGAUCCAGGAGGCCGCGGGAGGCGGCAGUGUCGGGGCCGGGGCAGGAAGCCUGCAGGGCAGGCCAAAGCACUCCAGGAGAAACCAGGUAGCUCGGCCCAGGUCUGGAGCAUCGUCUUCUUCAUCAUCUUCAUCUUCCUUAUCAUCAUCAUCAUCAAGUGCUCCUCCCAUGUCGGGCACCUCCUCUGCCCAAAAGAACCUCCAGGAUGAGGUGCAGCUCGUCUCUGAUUGCUCCAAGGAGAACGGAGUUGCGUGGAGCAAACCAGCAGUUGCCUUGGCCAACGGCUUUGUUGACGGCGCGUCUUCCUGUGUUGCCUGGGAAACCUGCACAGACUCUGGGAAUAACAUUGGAUAUGGGGCUGAUGGGGUGAGGGCUCCACCAGUGCCUCCCAGGAGAAGAGGAGCAUCUCUGGAAAGCCCCGUCUCUCCUGGCACUGGCUGCUUCUCCAAACUCCAUGACUGGUACGGAAAAGAGGUGGAGGAACUGAGAGUGCAGUGGCUGCAGAGCCAGUAGAGUGAUGGAGGUGUAUUAUGUCUUUUUCCACAGUUUAGUCAUUCCUUCCUGAUCAUUCUGCAAUGUCACACCCCUCUGAAUUUAACAGAGGGGCGACAAAACUGAGACUAAUUUUCAAAAUGCAGCCUUAUCAUCAAUCAAAAGACAAAUGAAAAUCUGAGAUUGAUUCCGCAUCUUGUCUGGCACAAGGGAAUCUAUCGGUCUUGAACAUUAACACUACCCCCUGUACAAUCCAAGGAAUUUAAAUCACAACAUAUGCUCUUUUCCACAGUUUUGAGUGUCAUUUGCCAAGGACGAUUAAAGAUUUAAAGACUACAGUAUUUAAAAUGGUAAUCAUUCAUCAAAAGCAUCAGUUUAUCUGACAAGAUGCAAAACAGUUUGGCCUAGAUUGGCUUUGUACUACAUACAAUUCAGUAAAAUAUGCUGUUCUGUUAUUAUAUCACCAAUGUUCAAGAUUUCCUCUGCCCUUCUGGCUUCCAGUUAUUCCAAACACAGUAUGUGCAAUUGUUGUUAGGUCAGUACUUUUUAAAGCUGUAGCAACCUUGAUCUAAAAACAUAUUUUUCUAUAGGUAUUCAUGCAAAUUAUGGUGCUAAGCAUCUAAAAAAUACCAAAAUAAUACCAACAAAUAACUGCUAAGAUUGCCUUUUCCGGAUCCCGCAGGAUGGUAAGGGUGUUUUUUUUAAUAUGCAAAUUAUAUAAAGAAGGGCAAGUAAAUAACAAUUUUAAAGACAUUGCACAAAAUAAAUCCACAUGGAUUAGAUUGCUACAGUGACAUGUUAUUCACAGCGUACAUGGGUGAGAGCUAAAGGAAAUCCUGCAGCUGUAUGAUUGAUGGUAAAAUGAUAAAAAGCCACUUGUACAGUUGACCGUUUUUAUAAUCUAAUGACAACAGCACCAGGACAAGGAACAGCUUAUGAAGGAACAGUUCACCUCCACAUUAAUAAUACAUAUUUUUCCUCAUACUGUAGUGCUGUUUAUCAGUCGAUUGUUGGAUUGUUGUGAGAUAUCGGCUG